CCCUUUUCCUCACCUGCGGCGGCGGGGCCGCAGCGGCUCCGGCCCAGCCAGGUCCACCCGGGACCCGCCGGGACCCCCGAUGGAGACCCUCAGGCGCUGCUUCCGUGCACGGCCCCCCGGGGGGGGUCCCGUGUCGUACUCGCGGCACAGAGACCCCCGGGGGGGGGACGAGGAGGAGGAGGAGGAGGGGGCGGAGCCCAUCGUGCAGCUGCCACGCCCCCGGACACGCCCCAGGCGCAGGCCACGCCCCCGGAAACGCCCGUGGCUCCACCCCUUGGCCACCCUGGCCCUGGGCUCGGCCACCGCUUUCGUGCUGGGGCUGUUGGUGGCCGGGAUUGGCCACACCCCGUGCAGGGGCGGGGCCGUGGGGGCGGGGUCUCUUACAGGAGGCCCCACCCCCGAUGGAGUUUGGGGCGGGGCCAGCGCAGAGGCUCCGCCCCCCCGGCCCCGCCUGCGGGAGCUGCUGCGGCGUCACCUUUCGGAGGAGCGGGUGGAGGCCUGGGUGCGGGAGGUCAGCGCGGGGCCGCACGGGGCGGGGUCAGGGCGUGGCCGCGCUUUGGCCCAAUCCGUGCUCAGCGCCCUGGCGGGGGCGGGGCUGACCCGGGCCUGGAGCCGCCCACAGCCCCUCCCCCUCCCGAUACGGGGGGAGGUGACCCUGCGCUGGGUGGGGCCGGAGGGGGAGGAGCUGGAGCGGCUCCGCCUCGACCCCGACGCUUUCUGUGCCUGGAGCGUCCCCGGCAACGCCACGGGGGGGCUGGUCUACGGCCACUACGGCCGCCCCCAGGACCUGGCCGAGCUGCGGGCCCGGGGGGUCUCGGCCCGGGGUCACCUGAUGCUGCUGCGGCUGGGGAGGGGCAGCCCCGCCCAGAAGGUGAGACCCCACCCCAAAGGUGAGACCCCAGAGCCGGGGGUGCAGGACACAUCUGGGACCCCCGCAGGUGGCGGCGGCGGCGGGGGCGGGGGCCGUGGGGGUCCUGCUGUACCCGGACCCCCAGGACACGGCCGGGCCCGGGGGAGGCCCCGGGCUGGGGGGGGACACGGCCGUGACCGUCCACGUGCAGGAGGGGGCGGGGGACCCCUUCAGCCGGGGGUUCCCCUCCUUCACCGGCCGUGCCCCCCCCGGGCCCCCCCCGGGGGUGCCCCCGAUCCCCGCCCACCCCAUCAGCGCCAACGUGGCCGCGAAGCUGCUGCGGGUUUUGGGGGGUCCCCGGGCCCCCCCGCACUGGACGCCGCCGGGGGGGUCCCUGCGGUUCCUGCCCCGCCCGGGGGGGCGGCGGCUGCAGCUGAGCGUGGGGGGGGGGGACGCGCCCCGGGACCCUCACCAGCGUCUUCGGGGCCCUGCGGGGGCGGCUGGAGCCCGACUGUUACAUCAUCGUGGGGGCCCAACGCGAUUCGCUGGGGCCGGGGGCGGCGGCCUCGGGCGUGGGCACCGCCCUCCUGCUGGAGCUCGCCCGGUUCUUCGCCGCCAUUGGCCGAGAGGGGCUACCCCGACCUCCUGCACACCAAAGUCGCCGCCUACAUCAGCCUGGACCGGGCCGUGCUGGGUGCCGAGCGGUUCGCGGUCAGAACCAGCCCCACCCUGGUGAACCUGAUCGAGAGCGCCCUGGAGCAGGUGGAGAGUCCGAACGAGGGCGGGAAGAGCCUCCUGGAGCAGCUGACACGGCCGGGACGGGGCUGGGAGAGCGACGUGAUCCGCCCCUUGUCCCCGGACAGUUCCGCCUUUCCCUUCACGGCGGCCGCGGGGGUCCCGGCGCUGGAGCUCGGCUUUGACGAGGUGGCGGGUGGCUCCCGCGCGGCUCUGGGGACCCCCGAGGACACGCUGGCCCGGCUCGGGGCGCGGCUGCGGGGCCGCUUGCCCGCGGUGGCCCGCGCGGUGGCCGCGGUGGCCGCGCAGCUCCUGCUCCGCCUGGGCCACGACCCGCGGCUGCCGCUGGACCCCGGCGCGCUCGGGGACGCGCUGGUGCGACAGCUGGCCCCGCUGCAGGCGCGGGCGGUGUCGCUGCAGUGCCUCUCCUCGGCGCGGGGGGGCGUUGUGCGCGCGGCCGCCUCGCUCCGUCGCGACAUGUCGGGAUCGGACAGCUCCAACGAGCGCCUCAACCGCGGCUUCAACGCGCGCCUCAUGGCCGCCGAGGCGUCCCUGCUGUCCCCGUUCGUGUCCCCUCUGGUCACCCCGUUCCGCCACGUCCUGCUGGGCCGGGGGGGUCACACGCUGCCGGCGCUGGUGGCCGAGCUGGGGACAGCGGGGACCCGCGGGGACAGCGUCCGGCGGCGCCUGGCCCUGCUGGCCUGGACCCUGCGCGGCGCGGCCGCCGCCAUGGCCGGGGCCAGCUGGGACCGCGGGGACCUCGGGGACAGGGGCGGCCUCGGGGACAACGGCGACUGCGGGGACACCGGGGACACUGGGGACAGCUGGGGUGGCCUCGGGGACCGUGGGGACACCGGGGACAGCUGGGGUGGCCUCGGGGACCAUGGGGACAGCUGGGGUGGCCGCCACGCCCACACGCCCACGCCCAUGUUGGUCCCGCCCACUCGUGUGUGA
Messenger RNA from Poecile atricapillus (Black-capped chickadee), 2539 nucleotides. RefSeq names its product transferrin receptor protein 2-like. The coding region runs from base 80 to 2539 and encodes 819 amino acids. Gene Ontology annotation, biological process: endocytic iron import into cell. The transcript is spliced from 19 exons. Gene Ontology annotation, cellular component: external side of plasma membrane. Lineage: Eukaryota; Metazoa; Chordata; Aves; Passeriformes; Paridae. The record is from RefSeq and is a predicted model, not a curated record.